Molecule: messenger RNA, 306 nt
Organism: Clunio marinus
Lineage: Eukaryota; Metazoa; Arthropoda; Insecta; Diptera; Chironomidae
Source: the annotation of a GenBank genome assembly
AUGACCGGUAUAGGAGAUAAAAAAACUUCUCAAGGACAAUUCUUGCAUUUGCGAAUGUUGAAAGUAAACUUUCGAAUGCAUUUUCACAAUUCAUCAGCGCCGAUUGAAAAACAUUUUAAACAAAAGAUUCAACCAUUCAACCUUUUAAAUCAAAUUGAAAGCCAUUCAAUCAGUUUGGUGAUUGCAAGUCCAACCAGCAACCUUGUUACAGGUUAUCGAAUAAUAAUUCAAAAUCAUAAAUUGCUGGAAGGCAUGAGCAUUAAAUUUUCAGAAAUUUCUUACAAAUGUUAUCAAGCACGAAUCUGA